GAAACAAAAGACUGAAAAUUGUAAAACUACUUGUUAACAACGGUUUUUCCAAAAGGAAUUUGCAUUGAAUCAUCGCCAUCAUCAUGGGUGCCAUCUUAUCAACGAAUAGAGAAAGCCAAGAUCGCAGGAGUCUGUGUGUUCCAUGCCGGAGUGUCUGCUACAAAUGUAACGUUCCCUUUGAAACAAAAAUGAGUUUAAAACAACACAUGGAAGAAGUCCAUGCCGAAACAUCUUACACGUGUGAUUAUUGCAAUUCAAUCAGCAGUACUUGGUUUACGUUUGAACAACAUAUUUAUGGAUCUCACAACAACAUGAUAUUUUGUACUUAUUGCUAUAAAGCGUAUAGCGAUUAUUCGAAUUUCCGUCUGCAUUGGAGAACGCAUGAACCGUUUGAGUGCGAGAGAUGUAAAGAUACGUUUGUUACUGUAAAAAAUUUGUUAGAACACUGUGUGGCAACACAUCGGAAGAUAUCAUAUCUACAAAUGUUUUUUCAACUUUUUAGAAGAUAA
Molecule: messenger RNA, 509 nt
Organism: Trachymyrmex septentrionalis
Lineage: Eukaryota; Metazoa; Arthropoda; Insecta; Hymenoptera; Formicidae
Product: zinc finger protein 77-like
Exons: 2
Coding region: 84-509 (141 amino acids)
Biological process (GO): regulation of transcription by RNA polymerase II
Cellular component (GO): nucleus
Molecular function (GO): RNA polymerase II transcription regulatory region sequence-specific DNA binding; DNA-binding transcription factor activity, RNA polymerase II-specific
Source: RefSeq, a predicted model, not a curated record